Molecule: messenger RNA, 747 nt
Organism: Eimeria maxima
Lineage: Eukaryota; Apicomplexa; Conoidasida; Eucoccidiorida; Eimeriidae
Exons: 2
Coding region: 1-747 (248 amino acids)
Molecular function (GO): RNA binding
Source: RefSeq, a predicted model, not a curated record
AUGGCAGUUCCUGCAGGCUCAGAGCCGACGUGGCGGCUGCUCUACGGAGAGGAGCCCAUGUUUGUCGAUCCAGCGACCCGGGUGUAUAUUAACCACAUCCCGAGUUGGUUCUCAGAGGCACAGCUGAAGCAGCGCCUGCAGGCGACUUACGGACCUGUAGACAUCGAAGUGUACUUGCGAGGAGAGUACAACGACGGCUAUGCAUGGGUCGCCUUUAGACAGGAAGAAUCAGUAAGGAGGGCUAUUGCUCUUGGUUCGCUGGGGUCACCCACUAAGCCUGUAGCAGCAGAGCCUUCAGCAGCUGCAGCCCCAGCAGCUGCACCCCCAGCAGCAGCGCCUUCAGAAGCAAAACCUGAAGCAGCAAAACCUGAAGCAGCAAAGCCUGAAACAGCAAAACCUGAAGCAGCAAAGCAUGAAGUAGCAAAGCAUGAAGCAGCAAAGCAUGAAGCAGCAAAACACGAAGCAGCAGCAGCUGAAGCAGCAGGAGCCUCAGGUGUCCAGGACAAACCUGGCAGGCCAGCAGAGCACGCCGCUUCUCAGCAGCAGCAGCGCACCCCAGGGGCCCCAGCGGUUGGGAGUAGCGGCACUGGAAACAGCAGCAACAAGAACAGCGGGAGGAAGGGAAAGUCGGAGGGAGCAUCAGGCCAUGGGGGUUCUGUACAGCCGGGGGUAACCCAGCAGCAGGCACAGCAGGGAGGAGGGAAGAAAGGCGAGCAUCAAAAGGAAACAGAGAAGGGUGGGAAGUAA